This is a messenger RNA of Anopheles arabiensis, 1256 nucleotides long. Its product is annotated as trypsin-1-like. The transcript is spliced from 4 exons. The record is from RefSeq and is a predicted model, not a curated record. NCBI's taxonomy places the organism in Eukaryota, Metazoa, Arthropoda, Insecta, Diptera, Culicidae. Gene Ontology annotation, biological process: proteolysis. Bases 178 to 1188 code for a protein of 336 amino acids. Gene Ontology annotation, molecular function: serine-type endopeptidase activity.
GUUCGAUGUACGCGCACGGUCACAGUCAAAAACGCAAGCAGUGAGCGAUAGUGUUGCGUUGCGCGAGGAUGCGGAAGUAUCGUGCUGCUGGUGUGCUCAUUUUUGGAUGAUCACCAGCUUUGCUAGGGAAGCACAGUUUUGGUGAUUAUUUCUUUGGUCUCUAUUCCAAGGAGGAAGAUGAAGCUGUUCACGGCCGUGUUAUGGGUGGAGCUGUGCGUGUUGUAUGUGGUGUUUGCUCGAGAAGAUGAGGAACACAACCGGAUCAAUUACGACAUCUACGUGACGCCAAUCAUGGUGAGCACUAUCGCUGACAACCGGUUUCGUGCAAAAAACCCACUUAUAGCGUGGCUUUCGACUGUGCUGAGCUACAAACCUCCGAGCUUCGGCGUGGAGACACCGAUCAGUUCAACAAUGAAGCCUCCACCACGUGACUGCUCUCAGUGUUCUUGUGGUCGAGGUAAGACAAGCUCAAGAAUUGUUGGUGGGGACGCGGCCGAUGUGAAAGAAUAUCCUUGGAUAGUGAUGCUGCUGUAUCGGGGUGCUUUCUACUGUGGCGGUUCGUUGAUCAAUGAUCGGUACAUAGUGACAGCGGCACAUUGUGUGCUAAGCUUCACGCCCCAGCAGCUGUUGGCGAAGUUGUACGAUGUAGAGCACGGGGAAAUGGUUACUCGCGCGAUCGUUAAACUGUACGGUCACGAGCGAUUUAGCCUGGAUACGUUCAACAAUGACAUCGCGUUGGUCAAACUGCAGCAGCCGGUAGAGGCAGGCGGUAGCUUUAUUCCAAUAUGUCUUCCCGUUGCUGGCAGAAGCUUUGCGGGUCAAAAUGGAACUGUUAUCGGUUGGGGAAAGCUAGCGAAUGGGAGUUUGUCGCAAGGAUUGCAGAAAGCGAUAGUGCCAAUAAUUUCCAACAUGCAGUGUCGAAAGUCAAGUUACCGUGCUUCACGCAUCACGGACAACAUGCUCUGCGCAGGAUAUACUGAAGGAGGUAGAGAUGCCUGUCAGGGUGAUAGUGGAGGUCCGUUAAAUGUUGGCGAUAGUAAUUUCCGCGAGCUCGUCGGCAUAGUGUCAUGGGGAGAGGGAUGCGCCCGGCCCAACUAUCCCGGAGUCUACACACGAGUGACGCGUUACUUGAACUGGAUUAAGUCCAACACCAGAGAUGCGUGCGUCUGUGAGCAUUCAAUAGCGUAAUUCUACACGAGCGUCAUGGAGAGCAGAUAAUAAUAAAACAAAAUUACCAAACGUAACUAAGUAGUAAA